Messenger RNA from Neurospora tetraspora, 1194 nucleotides. RefSeq lists its product as uncharacterized. Lineage: Eukaryota; Fungi; Ascomycota; Sordariomycetes; Sordariales; Sordariaceae. Bases 196 to 1029 code for a protein of 277 amino acids. The transcript has 3 exons. The record is from RefSeq and is a predicted model, not a curated record.
CCGGUGUUUAUACCCAUUGAUAGCCAUAGGCGGUCACGACGAUAAUGCGAGGUGCAACGGCACUUAGAGAGGCAUAAGAACUGAGUCAAAAUCCUUCGAAACGCUUGAGUCAGAAUAUCAACCAACACUGCAGCACUGAAUGAAGACCGCGCACCCUGUCACUCACACGGAGAAUAUCGGAUACCGCCUAAAAACAUGACCACGUUUCACCCGUUUCCCCAGCUUCCGUGGGAACUCCGCGCUCAGAUCUGGGAAAUGGCUGUCGAGCCUCGCAACGUCUCUGUCGUCCUUCCACUUGGCUACAAUGACUUCGAACCGUAUGAGGACCAUCCCAAAUUCGAGCUGUGGGGCCCGAGGAUAUGGACAUACACCCCAGCGCCAGCAGCACUACAUACCUGUCAGGAGGCCCGGAAUCACCUUCAACGACAGCGAAUUUAUGAGCAGGCCUUCAGAAUCACACCUACCGUCCGUCUCAAAAGAUUCCCUAACACGCUAAAAUUUCGAGUUUGGCGUUAUGGGAAAAAGUCGAGGCGCGGCGUGGUUGACGAGUUGGAUGCCAACGCAGAAGCGGAGCGGGCGCGGCGUUAUGUCUGGGUAAACUUCGACAUGGAUAUAAUUAACAUCGGGGUCAUAAAAUUCUCGGCGUUCAAAAACUUCGACGGGGCAAAAAUCCAGCGGCUCCAGACCAAGAUUCGCAGCCGGAGAUUCGAGUAUCCCGAGUCCACGUAUUUGGUGGACACAUUUCCCAAUCUGAGAGAGCUCUACAUAGAGUGCUCCGUCGGCGAUGUCGAAAACUGGGAUGAACAUUACGAGAAGCUUGACGAGCUUGUUGGGGCGGAAAACGUCUGGCUGUAUCCGCAUUGGCUGGGUCCCGGCAUCUUCAGUUCGGUUAUCACGCUUGCGAAGAUGCGUGAAGAGCUACAUGAGUUUUGGAGGCGUGAGGAGGAGGAGGAGCGUGAAAGGAGCGGGGAUGGCUAUCCUAUGGGCUGUGACGGUCGAUGCGGGAUGCAUCUGCCGUCACAACUAUAGAAGACCACUUGAGCAACCGAAUUGCCAGCUUCGGUUAAGUGUAUCCUUUUGUUGGAAACACGGCCGAUUGGUGUAGUGGUACGAUCCCGGUCCGUGACAUGGGCCAGCCUCUGAUCGAGGUGGGUGUCCCUGAUGGCGAGUAAAUUGCUCGGUUUCUUUGUACUC